UGUAGUUUGCAAGUCAGGCUCAUGCGGACAUGAGCAGGAGGAAGACUAUUCACUGGCCUGAUUGGCUAGCAUGGACCGCCGAUGCUCUCAUCUCCGCAUUGCUCUGUAAGACUGCUGGCCACAGUCAGCCCUGGAACAGUUCGGAUUUAAUACCAAACCGUGGGGACCAUCCAUGCACUAAAACAUUGUCUUAGGAUGAGCUACCGAGUAGCCUCUACAAUCAAGAUUUUUACCGUAAUGAUUCCUGCCUAAAAAAAGAUAGGACAGCUCUCAUUAUGUAUAUGAAUUGUCAACCAGCACUUAUACAGAAGUAUAAAUGAUAUAAACCGCUCUUUUCAAACCGUGUAGCACUGGGAAGGAAAGCUUGUAAACCUAGUUUGUUAAACAAGCAGAGUGCCCUGGCCAAUUUUAUUCCUCAAUCUGGAACGUGAGCUUUGUAGCUACAGUAAUUUAUUCCUGCAUCAAGCAACUUGUUUGUAUGCCAAGAAUUAAUUUCUUGUAGGAGCAUGUUCCUGAAACUGUCUCAAGUACACACCUGAAUUUGGGACCUAUACCAAGAUGUUUCCAAUACUUUUACUGUAGUCUCCAAAGCGCAUAGGACAGCCCGUUCUAGAAAUGUACUUCUGAGUUUAUCUGCAAGCUUGUGACUAAAAUCUGAAGCAGUACUUUAUGCCAUACAGCCCUUUAACUCUCCAAAUUCUCCAGGCCCUCUGAAAUUGACCACAGAAAAGAAUUAAGCACAGAAAGGUGUCAUUAUCAGUCUCCUAAUGAGUUUCAGUCGUAGCUCAGUGUUAUAAAUAACGCUGUGUGGUCGUGGGACGCCGCUCUUGGUUGAAGUUUCACUGCGUCACGCCUCAUCGGUCUGCGAGAAUGCAAAGUGAGAACCGCGCCACCUGACAAUGUGGACAAACUGCAAUCGUGACAUUGCUGAGCUCACAGGGAUGCACACACGCCUUUUUGACGCUAAUAUUCCCACCUGCACAGCUCAGUCUCAUACAGAGCACUCCAACUGACAACUGCUAGCGACUUGCAUCAACUCACUAUUGGACCUUUGCGGAAGGAACCGGAAGCAAGUUCUUAAUUCCAGAAUCAAGAGGGGUAAAAGCACAUUGUCAUGAUGGCUGAUCAUGGAGAACCUUGCGUAGCCCUGGAAGCCUCCUACUGCCUGAACGGAGGAACCUGCUUCAGGAUCCCCUCUGUGUCCACACCCAACUGUGUCUGCGCCGCCAACUUCAAGGGCAGCAGGUGCGACGAACUGCAGCUCCCCAGCAGCUCCCCGGACGCCCAGGGGGCGGGGCUCAUCGCCGCCAUCGUCAUCGUGGCGCUCCUCAUUCUGAUGGUCCUCGCCGUCGUCAUCUACUAUACAUGCAAGAAGUGGAGACAAAAACCCAAGGAACCCCAGAACAGUCACCAGUACUGGAAAGUUGCACGCCGGGUAUAAGGUUAGAAUUUUAAGGGAGGGGGGAUAUCCUUUUUUGGGGACGCGCAGGCAGAACUGAGCCCCUUGUGUCAGUUCGGAUGCUGCCAACGAUGCGGCCAUGAGGAACUGUCCCCUCUAAACUGAAAAGCAUGACGUGGCAAGGAAAUCCAACAGCCUUGCCCCAUCUCCACCUCAGUGAUCCACAUACAUCAGCUUCAGGCCUGACCACACCCAGCCUCAGGCCAGACCACCCCCCCAGCCUCAGGCCAGACCACCCCCCCAACCUCAAGCCAGACCACACCCAGGAACUCUGCUUCCAACAGCACCAGAGAAGAACCAACAUGUCAGUCAUUCCGGAGAGGCGGAGCCAAAAGAGUUUCAUCUGGUACCCCAAGUCCAAAGUCUGUGGCCUGAGCAUACGGUCUUUCUGUGGUUCUGUGUAGGUCACCUUUUCUUUAAAAUGUUUAAUAGACCUGAGAGAGAAAAAACAUUUCAAAUAGCCUGUCAUCUCGUGUACAUAGAAAUGUAAUCAUGGAAUUUUUACCCACAUGAAAAUGUUGCAAAUGCUCAUGUUUGCCGUUAAAUCAGAUGUAAGAUAAAUGGUCCGGCAGGGUUGUUGGCGGAUGUAGAAUGUGGUUGCAGUGGAACCGUUCAUCUUUCAUGUCUGAUGGAAUGCAGGAAGCCGAAUAACAGCACGUGUAAAGUGUAGAUAAACAUUUCCUCAUAUUUAUAGUUCCUAUCCCUAAUGUGGACCUCGAUGUACCUUUUUCUUGAGAGUUAGACACAGAAUGUACAGCCCUGUCCGUGACACGUCCCUUUCAGUCUUGAGUUGCCUUUCAAUUGAGACACGGUAGAGGGACUAUUAAUAGAAAUCAAAGAAAAAAAUUUGUCUUUUCUUGGACACAGUUCAAAUACUUUUCUGACACUUGAGAUUAUUAAAUAAACACGGAUUUCCUGCU
Molecule: messenger RNA, 2379 nt
Organism: Anguilla anguilla (European eel)
Lineage: Eukaryota; Metazoa; Chordata; Actinopteri; Anguilliformes; Anguillidae
Product: pro-neuregulin-4, membrane-bound isoform-like
Exons: 5
Coding region: 1115-1441 (108 amino acids)
Biological process (GO): positive regulation of mitotic nuclear division; positive regulation of cell population proliferation; epidermal growth factor receptor signaling pathway
Source: RefSeq, a predicted model, not a curated record